AUGGCUCGGAUAAUUCUUCUUGGUGGGACCGUUUUUUGUCUGGUUUUGCUGCGCUUGCUGUCAAUAGCUUCAGCCCAGAUCGCAUAUUCCAUUUCAGAGGAGGUGAACACGGGGACGUUUGUUGGAAAUAUCGCAAAGGAUCUUAAUUUGAAUGUUCAAGAACUGGAAUCACGCGGAUUUCAUAUCCCCGCAGUUUUGGGAAGGACUUAUUUUGAGGUUAAUUUGAAAACCGGUGUUCUGUUUGUCAGCGAAAGGAUCGACAGGGAGGAAUUUUGUCCAGCCUCACCGCAAUGUUCAGUGAAUUUAGAAGCCAUUGUUGAUAAUCCGUUAAACCUGUUUCGCAUUGAGAUAAACAUUUUAGACAUUAAUGACAAUGCUCCGUCGUUUCGUAUGAAUUCUAAGCAAUUUAAUAUUUCAGAAUUGUCCUUUGUUGGAGACCGAUUUCAGUUGCCUAGAGCCUCGGACCCUGAUGUUGGCGCGAACUCGGUUAAAAACUACAAGCUGAGUCCAAACGAGCACUUUUCUCUGGAUGUACAAAGCGGAGGAGAGCAGAGUGUGUCGUCUGAGUUAGUACUGCAGAAAGCUUUAGAUCGAGAAAAACAGCUUGUGAUCCAGCUCACACUGACUGCUGUAGACGGAGGAAAACCUCCCAAAUCAGGUACAAUGCAGAUAGUCAUAAAUGUGCAAGAUGUGAAUGAUAACGCACCCGUGUUUGGUAAAGCUCUUUACAAAGUGCGACUUGUUGAAAAUGCACCAGUGGGAACAUUAGUCAUACAUCUAAAUGCCAGUGAUUUAGAUGAGGGUGUGAAUAGUGAAAUUAUUUAUUCUUUAGUGCCCCAAGACAGCGAUGACAAAGCAAAUAGCCUUUUUAAAAUGGACUCUUCCACCGGCGUGAUUUCAGUGCAGGGCAGUGUGGAUUUUGAGCAACACAAUGCAUACGAGAUUCAUGCUCAGGCUAAAGACAAAGGGUCGAGUCCGCGAUCCGCGCACUGUAAAAUAUUAGUAGAGGUUUUAGAUAUAAACGACAAUGAGCCAGAAAUAUCAUUAAUGUCACAAGUGAACAUAGUAAGGGAGGAUGCUAAAAAAGAAACAACGGUUGCUUUGAUAACGAUAUCGGACAAAGACUCGGGAAAGCAUGGGAAUACGCAUGGGAACGUGGUAGGUGAUGUUCCUUUUAAAUUACAGUCGUCGUAUAAAAACUAUUAUUCUCUUGUAGUGGAUGGGCCGUUGAAUAGAGAGCGUGUUGAUCGAUAUAAUGUCACAAUCAUGGCGUCAGAUGAAGGGACUCCGCCUCUUUCUGCCACUCGUGUUUUUACAGUAUAUGUAUCUGAUGUUAAUGACAAUCCGCCACGUUUCCCAAAUCCUGUCAUAAAUAUUUUUGUAAAAGAAAAUGGCCAUAAAGGCCAAAUCAUUUACACUAUUUCAGCUGUUGAUCCAGAUUUAGAUGAAAAUUCCAAAAUUACUUAUGGAUUAUUGGAACCACUUCAUAAAUCUGGAAAUUCAUAUUCUGCUGUUAGUAUAAACCCUGAUAGUGGGGAUAUACACAGUUUACAGUCAUUUGACUAUGAGGAGACAAAAACGUUUGAGUAUAAAGUUCAGGCCACAGACUCUGGUGUUCCUCCGCUCAGCAGUAACGUGACUGUCAAUGUUUUUAUCCUGGAUGAGAAUGACAACAGUCCCAGGAUUCUCGCUCCCUAUUCCGAGCUCGGUUCUGUUAACACAGAGAACAUCCCCUAUUCUGCUGAUGCGGGCUACUUUGUGGCCAAGAUCAGGGCUGUAGAUGCAGAUUCUGGUUACAAUGCGCUGCUGUCUUACCACAUCUCUGAACCCAAAGGAAACAGUCUGUUCCGAAUCGGAACCAGCAGCGGGGAGAUCAGGACUAAGAGGAGAAUGAGUGACAAUGACCUGAAAACUCACCCGCUGGUCAUUUUGGUUUGUGAUAACGGAGAGCCCUCACUGUCAGCGACUGUGUCUAUUGAUGUUGUGGUUGUUGAAAGCGCAGGUGACGACAAGACCACAUUCAGACACGCGCCGAUAAAAGAGGAGAGUUUCUCGGAUUUAAAUCUGUAUUUGCUGAUCGCCAUUGUGUGCGUGUCCGUCAUCUUUUUACUGAGUCUCAUCAGUUUGAUGGCUGUGAAAUGCCACAGGACAGACAGGAGUUUGGGCAGGUACAGCGCCCCGAUGAUCACUACUCACCCUGACGGGAGCUGGUCUUACUCCAAAUCUACUCAGCAGUAUGAUGUGUGUUUUAGCUCCGACACACUGAAGAGUGACGUAGUGGUUUUCCCUGCACCAUAUCCUCCUGCAGAUGCAGAACUAAUCAGUAUUAAUGGAGGAGACACAUUUACCAGAACACAAACACUUCCUAAUAAAGAAAAGGUCUGAACAUGAGUCAGACGGCUGUCACGUGGAGCGGAUUUGUCGCUGCCUGGGUCAUGUUUGUUAAGGAGUCCAUGCCCGGCUUCUGUGCUCCCCUUGGAUGAUCUCUGGCACAUAAACGGCAAAAAAGGAUGCUACUACUGGGCUUAAAUUUCUAUCUUACUGAACACAUGCCUUUUCCCAAUUUUUUAGCUUUUUUUUACUUUCUGCAGGUAGUACCCGUUACUGGUGGUGCUUCUUUUCAACCUCUUUGUGUGCCUUUCAAUCAUUUUAGAAUCUAUUUCCCAAUUGAAUUUUCAU
Molecule: messenger RNA, 2679 nt
Organism: Sinocyclocheilus grahami
Lineage: Eukaryota; Metazoa; Chordata; Actinopteri; Cypriniformes; Cyprinidae
Product: protocadherin alpha-3-like
Exons: 2
Coding region: 1-2385 (794 amino acids)
Biological process (GO): homophilic cell-cell adhesion
Cellular component (GO): plasma membrane
Molecular function (GO): calcium ion binding
Source: RefSeq, a predicted model, not a curated record